CAAUUAGUCGACAAACAGUGCCAGCUGGUCGCGGGUGUGUGAACGCGAUUCUCUCGCGUGCGACAGUCGAUCAGUGCAUCGAAUUAACUCUUGGCGCACACAAAACGAAAGGGAACGUUUCUUGGAACCGAUUCAACCAUUACCACGCCAUGGUUUGGAUAUAAAUCCAGCGAGUCUGGCCUACCGGCCGGUAUCACUCCGUAAUGGAUCAAUUAGUGAUCGGCUGCCUGAGGCGUUUGGUGCUCGUUGGGUGGAAGUUUUUGCUCCGGAUGCUCGGUUGGCUGAGCGUGUCUUACUGGAUACCUACACCGCGACCCAACCCACCCGAUACACUUACCAGCAGCAAAUGGGGUACACAUCGGUACAUCAAAAUUCACGACAUUAAGCUACACUACGUGGAGAAAGGUUCGAGUAGCAAACCGUUGAUGCUGUUCCUACACGGUUUGCCCGAUUUCUGGUACAGCUGGCGCUAUCAGAUGCACGAGUUUUCUCAGGACUUCUGGACGGUGGCGCUCGAUCUGCCCGGCUUCGGUCGCUCAGAACCACCCGUCUACAGCAUCACCUACAAAGUUAACAAUCUGGCACGCAUCAUCUGCUCACUGAUACACGCGCUCGGGAAAUCGGAUUGCGUUCUGGUGGGUAACGGUGCUGGAGCCAUACUUGGCUGGCAUAUCGUGAACCAGUACCCGCAGAAGGUGUCCAAGUACGUGAUGCUCGGUGCACCUUCCGAAGCCGUUCUACAGCAGCUGUACGAGCGUGGCGCUAUUCCACUGGGAGCAUUACUUAAAGCUGGAUUGCUCUCUUGUGAAGGUAAUUUCCAAACGCAUCUAGCACGCGCUGGUGACUACGCGUUGUUUGACGAUCUUCUCGGUGCGAAUUCCAAACCGCAAGAUCUCGAAGCGUACAAGUACACGUUCGGCCAACCGGCCGCACUCGAGAGAGCGUUGACAGCUUUUCGAGAAAACUUUGUCGACUUUUUCCUGGAGGAAUACGAAUUUCGGGUACGCAAAGCGUCCAACACACCGGGACUGUUUCUGUUUGGCGAGAGCUUCUGCUCUGUAGAUCCCGAGGAAUUUGUCCCCUUACUGUUGCGCAUUUACCAUCCGCUGGAGACACGCUUCGUUCCUCGAGUCGGUCAGUUUAUGCAUCAAGAUAAUCCUAAAACCGUGAACAAAUGUAUAUCCGAAUUUGUUAGAGCCCACUCGAAACCACCCAAACGUUCGGCUGUUGAUGCACCGGACAGGCAAAUACUCGUGAAGGAAGUUUGUGACAACUGUUACGGGAGGGAGCACAGCAAAACGGAACCGCACCAUGCUGAGUGUGCCGAAAAUUGUGACGGCCAAGAGCAUAGACAUAUCUUCACUAAAACGAGAGUUCCGAUUAGUUCUUGAAGCGCUCGACACGGUCGAAAAAUACAACAAAAUGGACGUAC
Molecule: messenger RNA, 1432 nt
Organism: Anopheles stephensi (Asian malaria mosquito)
Lineage: Eukaryota; Metazoa; Arthropoda; Insecta; Diptera; Culicidae
Product: epoxide hydrolase 4-like
Exons: 2
Coding region: 204-1391 (395 amino acids)
Molecular function (GO): hydrolase activity
Source: RefSeq, a predicted model, not a curated record